GAUUCAGAAGUCGAUUAAUGCACAACACCUUACAUUCCCGCCACUUCGAGCAUCACACCUAUUGAAAUUGCGACGUCCCUUGAAAUUCGCAAAUAUUGUAAUCAUUUUUUUUGGGAAUAACCAACUUUAGAAUAUAAUGACUUCUAGUGCAAGUUUAACCAUGGGCGUCAUUGCUCGCAUUAUGCAUGGCGAAGAUGUGCCGCAGCCGGUGCUGCAAAUUUUGGGCAUCAAGAGAAUUAAUACGAAUUCAGAUCAGGAGCGCUAUCGGCUGCUCAUGUCGGAUGGCAAGUAUUAUAAUAGCUAUGCGAUGCUGGCCAGCCAGUUGAAUGAAAUGCAACACAAGGGAUUGCUUACCGAGAACACAAUUGUGCGCCUGGACAAAUACAUGACUUCCAUGGUUGGCAAAGAGGGCUCUGGGAAACGCGUUUUGAUUGUCACAGAGCUGACCGUUCUCAAAUCGGGCGAAGAGGUCAAAACCAAAUUAGGUGAACCGGUAACCUAUGAGAAUGCGGCCAAGCCAGAAGCUGCUCCAAAGGCUGCACCCGCUGCCGCGAGUGCUCCAGUCAAAAAAGAUCAAUCGUACAACUACAACAAUAAUAACAAUAACAACACAAUGAACAGCACCAUGAACGGCACACUAAACUCCUCCCUUACACAUCCCAUUGCCAGUCUGAGUCCGUAUCAGAACAAGUGGGUGAUCAAGGCGCGCGUCACUUCGAAGACAGCCAUACGCACCUGGAGUAAUGCGCGUGGUGAGGGAAAGCUCUUCAGCAUGGAUUUAAUGGAUGAAUCGGGCGAGAUUCGAGCUACCGCUUUCAAAGAGCAGUGUGACAAGUUCUAUGAUCUAAUCGAGGUGGACAACGUCUACUUCUUCUCGAAAUGCCAACUAAAACCGGCCAAUAAACAAUACUCGCAGCUGAAGAAUGACUACGAAAUGACCUUCACCGGGGAAACAAUGGUGCAGCUUUGUGACGAUGCCGACGAUGGGGGCAUACCGGAGAUCAAAUUCGAUUUGGUGCCCAUAUCACAGGUGGCGAGCAUGGAGAACAAGGCGGCCGUUGAUACGAUUGGCAUUUGCAAGGAUGUUGGCGAGGUGCAGACCUUCACCUCGCGUACGACCAACAAAGAGUUCAAGAAGCGCGAACUGACAUUGGUCGAUAUGAGCAAUGCCGCCAUCAAUCUUACACUUUGGGGCGAUGAGGCUGUCAAUUUCGAUGGCCAUGUGCAGCCAGUCAUUUUGGUGAAGGGAUCACGCAUUAAUGAGUUUAAUGGCGGCAAGAGUCUCAGCAUGGGCGGUGGCUCAAUCCUUAAAAUUAAUCCAGACAUUCCGGAGGCCCACAAGCUGCGUGGCUGGUUUGACAAUGGUGGCGGCGACAAUAUCAGCAACUUGGUCUCGGCACGAACGGGCGGCGGCAGCUUCAGCACCGAUUGGGUGACCCUAAAGGAUGCCCGUAUACGCAAUUUGGGCUCUGGCGACAAGCCCGACUACUUCCAAUGCAAGGCCGUUGUGCACAUUGUUAAGCAGGAGAACGCUUUCUACAAAUCGUGUCCUCAGACGGAAUGCAACAAGAAGGUCGUCGACGAGGGCAACGGUCAGUAUCGCUGUGAGCGCUGCAAUGCAGCCUAUCCAAACUUCAAGUACCGCUUGUUGAUCAAUAUGAGCAUUGGUGAUUGGACCUCGAACCGCUGGGUGACGUGUUUCAACGAGGCUGGCGAGCAGCUGCUUAAGCACACUGCUCAGGAAGUUGGCGAGGCUCUGGAGAAUGAUCCAACUUCCGCUGAGAAAAUGUUUGGCGAUAUUAACUUCUCCUCCUUCAUAUUCAAAUUGCGCUGCAAGAAUGAAAUGUACGGUGACAUGACGCGCAACAAGCUAACCGUGCAGUCCAUGACCCCAAUAAAUUACAAGGAAUACAACAAACAUUUGAUCAAGGAGCUCAAGGAAAUGACGGGCAUUGGUCCGGCUAACUAAAUGCAUUACGUGCAGCGCACGAUUCAAAAAUAGCCAUUAAGUUCGAUCAUUACACACAUACAAAUAAAAUAAAUUAUACCCACUCAA
Molecule: messenger RNA, 2056 nt
Organism: Drosophila grimshawi
Lineage: Eukaryota; Metazoa; Arthropoda; Insecta; Diptera; Drosophilidae
Gene: RpA-70
Product: replication protein A 70 kDa DNA-binding subunit
Exons: 4
Coding region: 137-1969 (610 amino acids)
Biological process (GO): DNA replication; DNA recombination; DNA repair
Cellular component (GO): nucleus
Molecular function (GO): DNA binding
Source: RefSeq, a predicted model, not a curated record